AGCAUAGGACGGUAAAUCCUCGGACCGUUAGCAAAAAUCAGCUACUGCUCCAAAAAUAGGCAGGCCGUUUACACCUCAUGCUUCGCGAAGCACCGUUCCUUCUUCAUUCUCUUCAUCGGCCCACCAUCACAAACACUCAUAAAAAGAAGGAUGAACAACGCGAUUGAGGCCUCAAACUACAGUCCCCAAACUGCCUUCAUGGCUUAUCCUCACCCCGACGCCUUCAUCGUAUGCACUUACUUUGUAGCCUGGGCUAUCUAUGCCAGGAACCACAACGUCUUUGAUCUGCCUGUCCAGAACCUGACCCAUGUCCUCUAUGCCUUUGCGAACCUCGAUGCCGAAGGCCGCGUUUUCCUCGGUGACCCUUGGGCCGAUACUGACAAGCACUAUGAGGACGAUUCAUGGAACGACACCGGCAACAACCUGUAUGGCAACUUUAAGCGACUCGGACUCUUGAAAAAAGCCAACCGUCAUUUGAAAGUGUCGCUCAGCAUCGGUGGAUGGACCUGGUCAACCAAUUUCGCAGGCGUCGCAGCUUGUCCCGAGAAGCGGGCUAAUUUUGUACGGACCUCAAUCGAAUUGAUGAACAACCUUGGACUUGAUGGCCUGGACAUUGACUGGGAAUAUCCAAAGACAUCCGAUGAUGCCGACAACUACGUCUCUUUGCUUCGCGAGCUCCGUCAGGCCAUGGACCAGUACGCUACCGAAAAGGGCGAUCAGAUCCCAUACCUCCUCACCGGUGCUAUGCCCUGUGGAGAGACCCAAUACUCGCUUCUGCGCCUUAACGAGAUGAACCAGUACAUGGAUGCCUUUUACCUGAUGGCAUACGAUCUUGCUGGAUCCUGGUCGGACGCUGCAGGACAUCAGAGCAACUUGCACGGAGGUGAGAUCAAUGUCGACAAAGCUAUUCAGCACUACUUGGCUCAGGGAAUCCCCUCGCGUAAGAUCGUCAUGGGCAUGCCCAUGUAUGGACGCGCAUUCCAAAACACCGACGGCAUUGGUCACCCGUUUGAGGGCAUCGGACCGGGCACAUGGGAGCAGGGCGUGUAUGACUAUAAGCACCUGCCCCUUGAUGGUGCUGUUGAGUACUAUGAUGGCGAGUCCGUCUCAAGUUAUUCAUAUGAUCCUGUGAAGCGCGAGUUGGUCACCUAUGAUUCACCUUUAGUGAUUGACCGCAAGGCUGAAUAUAUCGCCAGGCACAAGCUGGGAGGCGCCAUGUUCUGGGAGUCGAGCUCGGACCACAACACAGAGCAUGACCGAUCGUUGGUCGGCAGCGUCAAUAGAGCACUUCGACAACAUGCGCCUUUGGACAGCUCGCCGAACCAUCUGGACUAUCCAAGCAGUAUCUACGAUAACGUUCGCGCCGGAUUCCCGUAGACAGAAGCUUUCUUGAAUAAACACUGCAAUGCUUCCGCUUCAAAACAUCGCCUAUUACAGGAACAAUAUAGCUUUAAUAGAAACGAGAGCAUAUCCGGAUUACUACGUUGUCUGGGGCCUGAAAUAUUGUC
Gamsiella multidivaricata is the source of this 1508-nucleotide messenger RNA. Its product is annotated as glycoside hydrolase superfamily. Bases 151 to 1377 code for a protein of 408 amino acids. The transcript has 4 exons. Lineage: Eukaryota; Fungi; Mortierellomycota; Mortierellomycetes; Mortierellales; Mortierellaceae. Gene Ontology annotation, biological process: carbohydrate metabolic process; chitin catabolic process. Gene Ontology annotation, cellular component: extracellular region. The record is from RefSeq and is a predicted model, not a curated record. Gene Ontology annotation, molecular function: chitin binding; chitinase activity.